AUGUCCACAACGGAUAACAUAGAUCUUUCUGAACUGAAACGUCUUCAAUGCUUUAACGACGCUGUAUUCGCUAUUGUCGCGACCAUCCUAGUUUUACCGAUAAGAAAGCUCGAGGAGAACGCAAAGGAAAACGUUAGUCUUGCGGAUCAGCUCGGUGAUCGAUGGCCCCAGCUUGUGAUAUAUUUGGUUGGAUUUCUCGUGAUUUGUGCUGUGUGGGAAUCGCAUGUCCUUCGCUUUCGAAUCUUGUCCCGAGUCGAUGACGUUCUCGUCUGGUUCAACCUCGCAUCGCUGCUGUUUACCUCAUUUCUACCGUUCACAUGCGCUCUGGAGGGUAUGUUCACCAACAAGUACCUUCCGAUGAUGCUUAUCUGCGGGAACUUGCUCACCCUUGAGAUUCUAGAAGUCGUUAUGAUCGUAUAUGCUUUUCACCAUCCGCAACUCUUGGACGAAGAAUUUGAGGAGCUCACGCAACCCGAAAUCAGACAAAGAAUGAAACUAAUGCUGGUGAAGAAAGCUGUAAAUCCCGUUUUGUAUGUUUUAGCCGGAGUGAUCAGCAUUGCCCAGAUACAACUUGCUUUAGUCGUGGUGGCAAUAGUCAUAUUCUCGCCUUGCAUUAACCGCUUCGUGGGUGUUGUUUAUCGGAGGGUUUCGCGCAUCCCCCUGACCGGAUCCGAGUUCGACCGAAUGUUCGGAAACUUCGUAGAUAAAGAGAGAGUGGAAUUUUUCAGCGAUGGUCUGUUCGCGAUCGUAUCUACGCUGCUCAUACUGGAUAUCACAGCGGAAGAUUUUCCGAAGAAAGGAGACGUCGAAAGCGUUGGUAUCCAGAAAACAUUGUUGCACAUGAAGUCGGAGAUCUUCACUUAUGGGGCUACCUUCGUGGUUGUCGCGCUUUUGUGGUUCACGCACCACUCGCUCUUCCACCGCAUCGAGAGGCUGAACCAAGUGAUGCUGGUCUGCAAUAACAUCUCAUUGGCAUUCGUGGGUUUGUCGCCAUUAAUUAACGUGACACUGAAUCGUUAUGCAGGGCACGGCAAGACUGACAGCCGACUUGCUGUCCAAUCGGGAGCGAUUAUCGUUUUUGGUGCCAGUAUUUUUCAAGCAAUUCUUUUUAUUAUCGCUUUACUGAAAGGUCCUAACUUUCUCCAGUCCCGCGCGGAUCCUCACGUGUCGUCUCGCGCACACACGUACCUCGCACUGAAGCUCAGUGUCAUUCCACUCAUGACCUUCCUCGUAUACAUAUCAGCCACGGUGUGUCCAAGCGCCUCGUUAUCAGAUGACGUGUAUCACAUUGUCGCUGGACUCACUCCUGUUAUAUUCAUCGUGCUGAAGAUCGUCUUCUCAUGUUGCCGGCGCUGUUGUCGGCUGUCGCUUUGCGAUGUGCAGCAAGAACCUAGCCAUUAUUCAUCAGAAUUUUACGACAUCAUCGAAGUUGAUUAA
Molecule: messenger RNA, 1437 nt
Organism: Porites evermanni
Lineage: Eukaryota; Metazoa; Cnidaria; Anthozoa; Scleractinia; Poritidae
Source: the annotation of a GenBank genome assembly